This is a messenger RNA of Cinclus cinclus, 2359 nucleotides long. RefSeq names its product solute carrier family 26 member 3 (gene SLC26A3). Gene Ontology annotation, molecular function: bicarbonate transmembrane transporter activity; secondary active sulfate transmembrane transporter activity; chloride transmembrane transporter activity. The transcript has 20 exons. Gene Ontology annotation, cellular component: membrane. Lineage: Eukaryota; Metazoa; Chordata; Aves; Passeriformes; Cinclidae. The record is from RefSeq and is a predicted model, not a curated record. Gene Ontology annotation, biological process: transmembrane transport. Bases 92 to 2359 code for a protein of 755 amino acids.
GCUAACCCUGUUCUUCAUUUCAGGUUUUUAAGUGCCUGGGGCAGAGAGGAGCACGCACAAGUAACCAUCCUAUCCUGACAUUUCAGGAGAAAUGGUUGAACCUGUGGGUAACCACUAUGUUAUAGCCAGACCUGUAUACUCGGAGAAUGCAUUCAACGAAGAGCAUGAGAAAUUGCACAGAUAUCAUAAAACCUUUUGGGAUAAUCUGAAACUCUAUUUUAGCUGCUCCUCACAAAGGGUCAAAAAAAUUGCUUUGGGUUUGUUUCCAGUUGUUUCCUGGCUGCCAGCGUACCGCUUCAGGGAGUGGAUCCUGAGUGACAUUGUCUCUGGCAUCAACACAGGGCUCGUGGCUGUGCUGCAAGGUCUGGCUUUUGCUUUGCUGGUGAAUGUCCCUCCCAGUUAUGGACUCUAUGCAGCAUUCUUCCCUGUCCUGGUCUAUUUUAUCUUUGGCACAUCGAGACAUAUCUCAGUGGGUCCCUUCCCCGUCCUGAGCCUCAUGGUGGGAGGAGUUGUCACCAGGCUGGUCCCCGAUGACAGCACUGGAAUUGGCAAUUCUGCAAAUACCUCAGCAAUAGAUGAUGAGAGGGUGAUGGUGGCUGCAUCUGUAACCUUCCUUUCUGGGGUUUUUCAGUUGCUUCUGGGAAUUUUCCAGUUUGGAUUCAUUGUUAUUUAUCUAUCACAAUCAUUAAUCAGUGGUUUCACAACUGCUGCAGCUGUCCAUGUUUUGGUAUCUCAACUGAAAUUCAUGUUUCAGCUACCUGUCCCCGGAUUUAAUAAACCCUUUGGCAUCAUUUAUACUCUGGAGAGCGUUUUCAGCCAGAUCACAAAAACAAACGUUGCUGACCUUGUCACAUCCCUGGUUGUCUUGCUUAUCGUGUUUGUGGUGAAAGAAAUGAACGAUCGAUACAAGGAAAAGUUACCAGCUCCAAUCCCGAUCGAACUCCUUGUGACAGUCUUAGCAGCACUGAUUUCCUAUUUUGUCAACUUUGAAGAAAAAUUUAAAGUAGCUGUCGUUGGAAAACUAGAGGAAGGGUUUCAAGCACCUGUUGCACCUGAUAUAAGCAUCCUCCAGAAGUGUAUUGGUGAUGGCUUUUCCAUUGCAAUUGUUGGGUUUGCAGUAGCCUUCUCCGUGGCUAAAGUGUAUUCCAUCAAGCAUGACUACCCAAUAGAUGGCAACCAGGAUCUAAUUGCUUUUGGGCUGGGUAAUAUAGUUGGUGGAUCCUUCAAGGGAUUUGCCUCCAGCACUGCUCUGUCAAGAUCAGGUGUGCAGGAGAGCACAGGAGGCAAAACCCAGAUUGCUGGCAUUAUCUCAUCUGUCAUUGUUUUGGUUGUGAUCUUGGCCAUUGGGUUUCUCCUGGCACCAUUACAGAAGUCAGUCCUUGCAUCUUUGGCCCUUGGCAACUUGAAAGGAAUGCUCAUGCAGUUCAAGGAAGUAAGCAUCCUCUGGAGAAAGGACAAGUAUGACUGUGUUAUAUGGGUGGUGACUUUCUUAGCUGCUGUCUUUCUUGGCCUGGACAUUGGACUAGCAACAGCUGUGGCAUUCCAGCUGCUGACAGUGGUGAUCCGCUCCCAGUUUCCAAGCUGCACUGUUUUGGCCAAUGUUGGAAGAAGCAACAUCUACAGAAACAGGAAGGAUUACACUGAUAUCUAUGAGCCAGAGGGAGUAAAGAUUUUCAAAUGCUCCUCUCCAAUCUUCUUUGCUAAUAUUGAAUUCUUCAGAGAGAAACUCAUCACUGCUGUUGGCUUCAACCCUCUGAGAGUCCUGAGGAAACGCAAUAAAGCUCUGAGGAAGAUUAGGAAGAUGCUGAAGAAAGGAGAGCUGCAAGUGACACCGAAAGGCUUGAUUUGUAUGGCUAGCCCUACAUAUGAGUCAGAGGAAGAGUUAGACAACAACAGGGUGGAGGAGCUGGACCAGCCCACCGUCAUGACAGACUUGCCUGUUCGGAUCAACUGGGCCACUGACCUCCCCCCAGGCAUCACUGUGCCCCAGGUCAACAUCCACAGCAUCAUUCUGGAUUUCUCAUCAGUGUCCUUCCUCGAUUUUUCUGCCAUGACAGUCCUCCGAAAGAUUUUGAAAGAAUUUAUCCGGCUUGACAUUGACAUUUACAUUGCUGGGGCAUAUGAGGGCCUCCUGGACAAACUGGAGAGGAGUGCAUUUUUUGAUGAAGAGAUUAAGCCAUCCAUGUUUUUCCUCACCAUUCAUGAUGCGGUUUUACACAUUUUGCUGAAGAAAGACAUAGCCAGCUCCCCCAAAAUAAAGCUUACUGAGGAGAAGGGUAGAAGCAGUGACUGUGUUGUCAUCCCCAGGAAUGGACUGCGCAGCCGGGAGUGCACAAUUCCAACAGAAACAAAAUUUUAG